Messenger RNA from Liolophura sinensis, 1849 nucleotides. RefSeq names its product guanidinobutyrase-like. The record is from RefSeq and is a predicted model, not a curated record. The coding region runs from base 243 to 1310 and encodes 355 amino acids. Gene Ontology annotation, molecular function: metal ion binding; agmatinase activity. The transcript is spliced from 7 exons. NCBI's taxonomy places the organism in Eukaryota, Metazoa, Mollusca, Polyplacophora, Chitonida, Chitonidae.
AUAAGACCGAGUUAGCUUAUAUCUGCUCUGCGCAAUACUAGUAUGUUUAAAUUUCAGACGUGCUUAUUAUAAGCGUGUGUGCGACUUUCAUCUUGCUUGUCUACAUGGAGUUAUUUUGUUUGAUAAACUGUUAAGGUACAGUCCAGACCAUAUACAGGCUUCCGAUACACACGAACUCGUGUGAUUGUAGAUGUUUAUGUGUAACCUGUUUAAAAAUAGGCGACAAUCUCGGGCCUGGAAACAUGGCGAUCGCAACUUUAGCCAUGGCGGGAACACUUACUAAAGUCGUCACAGAUCUUUGCCCAGCUUUCCGACGAACAAGUCUAAAGUCAGUGCGCUGUACGAGGCUGUAUAGCAGCAGGUACAACCAGCCCUUGUCUGGUAACGUCAUGCCGAGGCCAGGCGGGAUUGCUUCCAUGAUGCGACUUCCAGUACAGAAUAAUACAGAUGGACUUGACGCGUGUUUCGUUGGUGUCCCGUUGGACAUUGGCACCAGCCACAAAUCAGGAAGUCGGAUGGGCCCUCGUCACAUACGAACCGAGUCGGUGAUGCUUAGACCCGUCAACAUCGCUACAGGAGCUGCCCCAUUUGAAUCUCUCCAAGUCGCGGAUGUUGGCGACGUUGCCUUUAAUUUGUACAAUUUACCCGAAGCUUGCCAAGACAUCCGUAAUCAUUUCUCAAUGCUGAUUCAAGAUGGCUGCAAACCCCUUGCGUUAGGUGGGGAUCACACUAUGUCUUACCCGAUUCUACAAGCAAUAAAGGAAAAAUAUGGGCCCGUCGGAUUGGUUCAUCUGGACGCACAUCCGGACACCGCUGACGUCAUGUCGAAUUCAAAGACUGCACACGGCACUCCAUUUCGUCGGGCGUUUGAGGAAGGUUGUCUUGAUCCUAAGAGGGUGGUGUCGAUUGGCUUGCGUGGACCAGCUCCUGAUCAUGAACCUUACCAGUGGGGGAUAGAUCAGGGAUUCAGAGUAAUCAGAAUGGAGGAGUACUGGCAUAAGCCUAUGACACCUCUCAUGGCGGAAGUGCGGGCCCAGAUGGGAAAAGGACCAGUCUAUCUGACCUUUGACAUCGAUGUGCUUGACCCGUCCUUUGCGCCUGGGACAGGUUUCCCUGAGGUGGCCGGCAUGACGUCAAUACAAGCACUGGAGGUGAUCCGAGGAUGUAGGGGAUUGAACCUGAUAGGCUGUGAUCUGGUAGAGGUGAAUCCCAGUUACGAUCCAACCGGAAGAACGGCCAUCUUGGCUGCCAACUUACUGUUCGAGAUUCUUUGCGUUUUUCCUGGAGUAAAAUAUCACACAAAGUCGUGAUCUCAAUCCGUCUUGUUGUGAAAGAUGAAACAAAAUAAAAAAGAAACAACAACUGUUCUUAGGGCAAUGUGUUCAACUAUGAAGGACCAUCUAUUCAUAGAAAUCGACGUACAGAAUUCCGACAACAUGCAGUUGGUUGUGAACAUGGAGUGUAAAGAUGGUUAUCUUAAACCGUCAAAUUACUUUCUACAUGACACCUCACUGUCAUUAGAAUUCAAUUGAACGCGUACAGCAGAGAGUAAAACCAUAGCAGUGACGACAGUGUGGUAGCUUUCAAAUGUUCACACAUAACCGGUGAAAUACGUCCUCUUGUCGGUUUAUCUCAGUUAGGGUGUUAUUCUAACUGUUCAUGUAAAUGCUUGAAUACUAGCAAUUUACACGCCCCAAAAGUAGCCUGACUAUGCCGAGUUUUUGUGGCAGAAAAUGACCGUUUCCGUGAUUUGAUUAGAUAGACUUCAGCCAGAAAAUCACAGUUCCACCUGAUGCAUGACACGUAUUAUGAUUGUUGUCCGUAGACGUGUGUUUUUAAUAAAUGUCAC